UCUGCUCACGGGAGAGUUAUUUGCUCGCCUUACGGGUGUGAGCAGCCGCAUUUUCACAGGUCUCAGCCGGAAACUGUCCGCCUCCCCGAGCCGUUUCUCCCAGUGCCGGCGUGAGCUGAUCUCCGUCACACAGCCUACUGGCUGCUGAGCUCACUCAACAGGAAUGUGCCAGCCAAAAGGAGCCAGUGAAGGAAAUAUACGCCGACUUAGUCACGAUUAGACUGAAAUAUUCUUCCCGUGUUGCUAAAGAUUUCAGAUUCAAAUUUUCACCCAGUGUUGGUAAAGAUUUCGAAUUGUAAUUUUCACCCAGAGUUGGUAAAGAUUUCGGAUCGUAAUUUUCACCCAGUGUUGGUAAAGGAUCUAACCAUUAUCUGAGCUACAAUGAGAACAGCAGAAGACUCGUCAGGUACGGUCCUACACAGACUGAUCCAGGAACAGUUGCGUUAUGGGAACCUUACGGAUAAUCGCACAUUGCUGGCUAUCCAGCAACAGGCAAUGAGGGGAGGAUCCAGCAGUCCCCAGUCCUCUUUGGAAAGCCUCACUCAGGAGGAGUGUCAAAUUGUCCAGCAUUCUACCCGGCAGGAGCCACAGGGUCAAGAACACCAGGGUGACCAUGCUCACUCAGAAAACCUGCUACAUCGCCUACACCAGCUUCAGUUCAAUGGAGAAGAACUCCCAUCUUAUGAAGAAGCCAAAGCCCAAUCUGAGCUCCUGGCUGUGCAGAGGAACCAACAGGCUAGGAGCAUAGGUUCUUACAUGGUUGCUGGAACAACCCAGAAGGCGAGCACUGAAGACAAAUCAGUGACACGUGAAGUCAGUCCAGAGCACGUGCUUCACGAUGAUGCCCUAAAGGAAUUGAAACAUGGACAUGUGCGGUCUCUCAGUGAGAGACUCUUGCAACUUUCUCUCGAGAGGAAUGGAACCAAAGGCCAGGUGACCAUGAGUUCCUCACACAGCUUUCCCCAGCUAUCUCGAUACCAGAAACAGCCAGUGCAGGCAGGAUCUCAGGUGCCUUGUCAUUCCAUUGAGCCUAGGGGUCCUCCCCCAGAAUACCCCUUCCCUGUGAAGUCUGCAGCUCCGAUGCUCAGCCGUUCCCAGCAGCACAGUUGCUUUUACGAUGAGUCUGCUACUCCAUAUUUCCACCAACAGCAGGAUGUACCUGGUGACUAUGAUUACAGCAACCAAUUGCGAACAGACAGGAUGUCUCAAGUUCAAACAGUACAUCCUGGCCAGCUGCAGAGGCACAGCUUCCUGCCCACUCCAACCUCUUCAACCAUGGAUGCCGUGCUGGUUAGUGAAGCCCCCCAUGACAACAGCCAGAUGGUGACAGUCGAUCACGUGGCGCUCAUUAACCGUGCCCAACAAAUGGUAGAGAUGCUGCUGAAGGAGAAUGAAAACCUGAGGAAGGAGCUUGAUGGCCACACUGAAAAGUCCACAAAAAUCCAAAAGUUGGAGAGAGAGAUCCAGAGAAUUUCUGAAGCCUAUGACAACCUCAUGAAGGCAUCUUCCAAACGGGAGGCACUGGAAAAGACAAUGAGGAACAAAAUGGAAAGUGAGAUCAGGAGACUUCACGAUUUCAACCGUGAUCUGAGAGAAAAACUUGACUCCGCCAAUAAACUGUUGACCAGCAAAGAAUGUGAGAUCUCAGAAGAUGGUCAGAGCAUUGUCAGCAGGCUGAUUGCCCAAAAUCGAGAACAGCAGCAAGAAAAGGAGCAGCUUCGAAGGGAAUUAAACUUGUCCCGCAGCAGGAGUGAAGAACAACACAAGCGAAUGGGGCUCCUUGACCAGGCACUCAACAGCACCCAGUCCAAAGUAGUACGGCUAGAAGAUGAGCUGCGGAAGAAGCAAGCAUAUGUGGAAAAGGUGGAAAAACUCCAGCAUGCGCUAACACAGCUGCAGGCAGCCUGUGAGAAGCGGGAACAGCUCGAACUGCGAUUGAGGAACCGACUAGAGCAGGAAUUGAAGAGCCUGCGAACACAACAGCGUCAGGCGAUUACCCACAAUGCUGGAACCACAGAAUACAGUGCUCCAGCUCUGAUGGAGCUGCUCCGGGAGAAGGAAGAACGGAUUCUAGCCCUGGAAGCUGAUAUGACCAAAUGGGAACAGAAGUAUCUAGAGGAGAGCACCAUGCGACAGUUUGCAAUGGAUGCAGCAGCUACUGCAGCUACCCAGCGAGACACCACAAUCAUCAAUCAUUCCCCUCGGCACUCCCCAAACAGCAGUUUUAAUGAUGGAUCCUUGGAGAAACCUGUUUUCUACCAGAGGGGAGAGGUCAUUGUGAGCAGUCAUCGAGAUCAAGAGAUGGAGAGCAGGAUCAAAGCCUUGCACGCACAAAUACUGGAGAAGGAUGCCAUAAUCAAGGUGCUCCAGCAGCGCUCGAGGAGGGAGCAGGUAAAAGCUGAGCAACCUGCUCUCCGCCCAGCACGCUCUGUUCCGUCCAUCAUGUUGGCCACAGGAGUGAGCCACGCCAGUUCCGUCAACCAUAUUAACAAUGAGCAGUUUCUUGACAAAACAACGAGAGGUGCAUCAGGCACCGUUAGCAAAGGUCUAACAGAAGAUCCAGCAGCCACUUUGGCCCUGCAUCCAGUGACAUCCCAUGCCAAACACGGGAGCAGGGAUGGUUGCACACAGACUGAGAAAGUGGUUGAGACUGAACGUACAGCCUCAGGCCAGGGAAACCCAGAGGACAGUGAGGCUGCGAUCAGCUUGCGAGUGACCAAACCACCAGCUAGUUCAUUAGAUACUUCACAGCCGGUGGCUCAGAUGGUCUCCAGCAAUAUUAGGAGCCAGGGAUCAUCAGACAGCGAAAUGGUUGAAAUUCUUAUCUGAACAAGACUCUGAUGGCAGGAAUCUGAGGACUUUGGUAAAACAUUAACAUCUCCUUCUUCGGAAAGCCUUUCUCUCCCCUCAGCCCAGAUGUCGAAACAAGAAGAAAGCUCUGUGCACAUUUGUCUUUGAUACGAGCUUUACACUUGUGUGAGGUGGGAGAAUGUGGAAUGUAGGGGCUGGGGAGAUAUAGCCUUAAAUGCUAUGAAGCUGCUAUGUAGACUGUUGUACACAUGGGAAGAGCUGUGCUAUCCAUUGUGCCAAGUGUGUACAUAUCUUAAGUGACAGGAGACACUCAAGAACUAACUCAAAUGAGUCAUGACUGCUGUGAAGCUGCAUUCUGUGAUGGACACAAAGGUCUCGUAAGAGGUGACAGUAUUUUUUCACACAACUGCCAAGCAAAAAGCUUCACAGCAGCGUUUUAUAUAUAUAUAUGAGUAUGAAUACAUAGUACUAGAUGGUGCUACAUAAUAUAUACUGUACAUAAGGCUGUAAAUCCAACUUGUUUAGCACCUGUUUUGUUUCAGCUUUAGACACUGUGCAAUUCUCUGCUGUUACUAAAAUAUCUUUUAAAAGCUAAAUUCAGUUCUCUAUUGGCAGCCGACGCUCUCACUCCAACAUUGUCAUUGCCCAGCUGUAUGUUUUCUCCUGUUGUCCAUGUACCAUAUUGAUUAUUGCUCAGCUGUUACACUUAAAGUGCAUAAGUUCCACCCACAUCUGAACAGUGCCCAAAAUUUCCAUUACUAACUGGGAGAUUCUAGCAUACACUGUGUACUAAACAGGAAUUGAGCAGCUCUGUCAUGUGUUACACAGUGUUUGUUACAGAGCACACACACUGUUGCUGCUGCCGCAUGUCAACACUUAGUCACAAUCACACUUCGUAAAACAUACCAAGUGGCCAAGUGUUCUGCCAUUGUGUAGGUGCAUACGCUGAGAUGGCAUCACCUGCACUGCAGUGGCACCACAACCAACAUCUUCCUCAAUAAGAUAGACAUUUUUUUGAAGAAAAGAAUGAAUCUGCCAUCUGAUGUCAUAUGCAAGGGUCUCCAAAGUAAGGGCCAACUGGUUCCAUGCCAGUCUCUAUUUAGACAAACCCCUGCUUGCCAAUCCAUCUAUAGGUGCACCUUACCUGGCAGAGCAUGCUCCCAAUAGCACUAAACAGUUUGUCAGUUGGAUUUCCAGUUCAGUCAGCAAGGCAGGAACACACACUAUUUACAUUCCAUUUUCAGCUUCUAUCAUCUCUCUCCAGUGAUACUUUAAGAAUAUUUCAAAAUCACAGGGCUGUGUCAAUGUGCAGACAGACCCGUGCUCCUCUGAAUUAAAUGUCACAAUGGGUGUGUAUGAGCAUCUGAUUCUAGAAUCUGGGCAGCCAGGCCUCUGAGCCGGAGAAUGCUGAUGGUCCCAGCAUGCCUGUGUUGAUUGUAUUCAAAGAAACACUGCUCCUUCUGGGGGCAGUGGAGGCUGGGUCAUCUGUCAACUUGUACUUCCAGAUUGAUGUUUAAGGGCAGGCAAUGACAUUGUGGUGUUAUCUCUGGGCUGUUAAUCCAGACACACAGGUAAUGUUCUGGGUGACCCAGGUUCAAAUCCCACCAUGAUUGAAUUUGAAUUUCAUAAAAAUCUGAAAUUUAAGAGUCUAAUGAUGACCAUGAAACCAUUGUCUAUUGUUGGAAAAACUCAUCUGGUUCUCUAACGCCCUUUAGGGAAGGAAACUGCUAUCCUUACCUGGUCUGGCACUAGAUGUGACUCCAGACUCUCAAUAAUAUGUUUGACUCUUAACUGCCCACUAGGCAAUCAGGGGUGGGUAUAGUCAGGGCUAUAUUAGGGCUGGCCUAGUCAGUGAUGCCCUCAUCCCAUGAAUGAAUGAAAAAGAUCAGUGCCCAAAUUGUGUGGUCUCAGGCCUUCACAUUGUCAUUCUGACACUUGGUAAUGUCUGGAUGUGCAAAGUGCAAUUUCCAGAUGGAGGUCUAAUUUGUGAGUUGACCACAAUGGAAAUGUGAAAAACCCUCCUCAGAGAGUGCCCUUUCUCCUGUAAGUGAAGGUGUAACUCUUGUAAACGACUGUCCAUGUGGGUCCUGUUCGUUAUUGGGUUUGACAAGAGUAUAUCUGUACUCUGUGGCCACUUCCUGUGAAUGAUCCCAUUACCCUGAGGAUAUAGCAGAUUUCACCAGGAAGAGGCACUACGAUAAGGCUGGUUUAACUCAGUGGUAGCUGGUUUCUGCCACAAUUAUUACUUUCACUCAUUUAUAAAACUAGACAAAUCCUGAAAACCUGGACUGUGGAACAGGAUCAAAAGCCUUGGUUUGAUUAUCCAAUGUUUCUUUGUCACUAAUUGAGACUGAGCUAAGGCCAGGAAUAUUCCAGGAUGAUUCCCAAUCUUAGUGGCUGUACCCUGACACAUUUCAGGAAGUCCGCGUUUGGAACUGACAAAUAGGGGCAAACCAGCGAUGCUACACCCAGUCAGAUAGCCAGCUGACAAACAUCGGGGUUUAUGACCUGAAUAAAUGAAGAUCCAAAGCAAGUUAUUGGAUUUCCAACUGAGCAAGAGCCACUAUCUGCACAAAGUGCUGUAUGUGGGCAACCAGAUUUCAUAUGUUCACUGUACAUUUCAGCUUGUGUGGCUGUGACAUCACCAGAAAUGACUGGGACCUGGACAAUAGAGGGAAUUGACUUCAUUCAGAGCUGGAAUUGCUGAGUUAUUUAGAUAGAGACUUUUCUGCAAUAAUGUGCAAUUGCUGGCCAUUGCCUAUACUUUGUGACAGCAUUCACACCGUUUACAAAAAAAUUUGUGAAGCAAAAAAAGAAAAAAAAAUGUUAAUAUAUUUUGUACGAAUAUUUGUACCUGACACCGGCUGUAUUUUAGUGCCAUUGAACCUCAUGCCAAAGAUGACAAACUGCAUUAUUAUUGAGUAAGUUAUGUAAGUAUUUAAAUGUAAACUCAAGGGUUUGUGUUAAGGCACCAUAUCCUGGGAAGUGCUGCGCCAUUCUGUACGGUUGUGCAGUUGUUUGAAAUUAUUGAUGUGAACUUGCAGACAUGGGGAUUUUUGUAUUGAAAUGUCAGCAUACAUUUCAGUAAUAAAAUCAGAAAUUAACUAUCA
Molecule: messenger RNA, 5921 nt
Organism: Stegostoma tigrinum
Lineage: Eukaryota; Metazoa; Chordata; Chondrichthyes; Orectolobiformes; Stegostomatidae
Gene: amotl2a
Product: angiomotin like 2a
Exons: 12
Coding region: 382-2829 (815 amino acids)
Biological process (GO): regulation of cell migration; angiogenesis; actin cytoskeleton organization
Cellular component (GO): bicellular tight junction; plasma membrane; cytoplasmic vesicle
Source: RefSeq, a predicted model, not a curated record